Molecule: messenger RNA, 9234 nt
Organism: Caenorhabditis sp. 36 PRJEB53466
Lineage: Eukaryota; Metazoa; Nematoda; Chromadorea; Rhabditida; Rhabditidae
Source: the annotation of a GenBank genome assembly
AUGUCAGAAGUGCGUCAAAUGAGGAGACGUACGUUCCCUUUUACAUUCAGCUACUUCAUAGUUUGCUUUAAUUUCAGAACUGUGCAGACGAGACGGACUACAUGGCAACGAGAUUCGAGCCGCCUAUGCGACGGAGUCUGCGAUUCUGGAUGAGUCGGAUGAGAAAAGCUGGCAAGCGUGCUGGUAAGUCACUGAAAUUGUUUCACUUUUCUAAUUCUUUCCUUUAUAAGAAUACCAACUCGAAUAAUGUGCGACCGCUCGAAGCGAUGUCCGGAUCCUGCCGAGUGCUCUACAUAGUGGCUCUGCCCGAAUUCCACGUGCACGGGCAAUGCGUACUUCUCACCACUAGUGCUCAAGAGAUCAGAAAAAUUAGUGACUUUGAUUUCAUUCCUUCCACUAUUGAAUGUCCUUGUUAGUAUUGAUUCCGAAAACUAUAUAUAUAUUUAUGCAACCCUGCUGAUACAGAGCACAUAUUCGCAAAAUUGUGUAAUUCCAGGGGAUCUACACCUUCCUCGUCAUUUCAUCCGAACCGACGUCGACAUUUCCGACUGCGCAGAUCGUCAUGGCGAUGCUCGGUCGUUAGCGCUGUUUCCCGGAGAUGCCCGGCCGAUUCGGCUCGCCAGGCCGCAUUUCGGCAACUUUAUUCCCUCCCCUUUUCCUUUCAAACUUUCGAUUUCGACCGGAUUUCUCAGUUUUUCAGAUUUCUCACACGUUUUCAGUGCUCAUUCAGUUUGCAGACUUUCCCAAAUGGGGAAGACAAACUUCCUCCUGCUGGUAGUCAUAUCAGUGGUAGCCAAGAGCACAAAUAACUUUAACAAAAGUAAUUUCGUUUUCAGUUUUGGUCUGAUGCUCUCGAAUAUCAGUUCCGUAAUGGAUUCGCCACGUUUCGGCUGAGAGAUGAUGGUUCGGAAGAGAACCGAAUUUCUGAUAGGAUCAUGUUUUGUAGAUACAACUAUAAGUGGAGUUUCUCGCAACAAAAACGGAAUCAUUCAAAUUAAGUUAGGAUGCGGAUUGAAUAAACUGCCGGUGGGGAACAAAGUGACUAAGGAAUCAAGUCUGGAAUUAGUAAGACUUCCUCACAAAGGCGUUCUGAGCUGUUUUCACUUAAGAUUCAUAAUUGUGUGCAAUCUGAGUCCAGACUCGUCGGAUUAUAUCUCAAUUCCACGUGGAUUCCAUUGAAAGAAGUCGGGAAUAAGGAAGAAGUCUCGAUUGCAGUGGAAGUUCAGUACAAAUCAUGCUACGGUAAGCGCCUAAUUAGACCUAUGUCUCGUCAUGAAUUACAUUUGUGGCGCGGUAAAUUGAAAACAGUUGAAGAUGACGGGAUGGAUAUGUGCGACAGUCGUCUUUGGUGGUUGAUUGUCGGCGGAAACGAAGUCGCGUUGCUUGGAGACGAUGAAGAAUGUAAGAGCGGAGAUGUGGAAGUAGACUACGGUAGAAGAAUCUGUAAAAGGAAACGUGAGUUCUCUCUCCGUUGCUUGAUACGUCAAAAACAACUUUUAGAGAAUGUCCAAAGGAAUUUUGAGAUAGUGGACGACUAUGGAAACUUGUACGACGGACAAGUUCUGAAGGUAAAUAUAUUAAAAGACAGUAUUAAAAAAUUCUUUAUUACAGGGCAUGAAGGCUAAGAACUUCAAUUUUGGAGGAGGUCAGAACAGAUUGGUGGCACAGAGAAGAAGAAAACGAUCGACCGUACGUAUCAUUUGUUUGAUCGAUUAUCUUUAAUCUUGAAAGUUUAGGAUAACACUUGCGACUACACUAUUGAAUCAACUUCAACAUCCACGACGACACCAAGCACGACUACCGUAACGACUACAGUCACAACUACGACCACACCGACCACGACGACAGUGACAACGACGCCAACGAGCACAAGUACGGUAACUACCACCACGGAAAGCACAAGCACAGAGAGUACUUCAACGACUCCUGUUUCUACAUCCACGACUACAAAAGCACUAGUACAGUGUUCACGACUCCGACAACGACUACAGAGAGUACCAGUACUAGUACACAGACAAACACACCAACUUCGACGACCGCAGUGACCACUACACCCAGUUCCACAUCGACUGAAAGCACUAGUACAAGUACUCAGACAACCACUCUAACGUCAACAACUUCUGUAGUCACAACGCCGAGUUCCACAAGUACAGGCAGCACUAGUACCAGCGCACAGAUUACCACACCGACGUCGACGACUUCACCAAGUUCUACGACAAGCGCUACUACUCCCAGCUCAUCCAAAUCCACGGCAACAAGUACCACUGCAAGUUCCAGCACAGCUUCAACCAGUACGAGCACAACAGCCCUCACUACUCCUUCAACAUCCACGAGUACAGCGUCUAGCACGUCUAGCCCAACAGCCGCUUCAACCAGUACUAGCACAGCAAGCACUUCUACGGUUACGACACCUACCACCACUAAACCGACCACAACGACGGUUAUCACUUGUGAGUUGACGCUUCGAUCGGUGCCCACAAGUGUUUCACUACCAAACUAAUUGUUUAUGUUUCAGCAACCAUAACGCCGCUUCCGGACAACGCAAUCUGCUCUUAUUUGGACGAAACGACCACGUCGACCACUGUCACCACAACUGCGACCUCGACGACAACGGAACCUACGACUACGACGAUCACUUCCACAACCACUCCGACUACGACAACUCCCUCAACGACUACAGUGACGACUACGGCCUCGACAACGACGUUGACCACUUCCACGCCCUCCACGUCAACUACAACUACUGCGUCCACCUCGAUGACUACCCCUACCACAUCGACGGCAACAUCGACUACGACUGCUUCUUCUUCGUCUUCUUCAACGUCCACGCUUCCCUCGACUUCAACGACGCCGUCCUCAACAUCCACAUCGACGCUGCCCACGACUUCAUCGUCUGGAACAUCGUCUACAACCUCGGCUACAACGUCGUCGCCUUCUACAUCAGCGUCAACAUCCACGUCUUCCUCAUCUUCGUCAAGUACGUCUUCGACUACGAUGACGUCAUCCGUGUCAUCUACGGACACGUCUACUUCCUCAUCAACGUCCCCAUCCACUUCAACUUUAGUUGCCACUACGACGGGCGUGACAUCUUCAUCCACAGAUGCAGACACGACAUCGACGGGAUCUAGUACGGGCUCAACGACAUCGGACGGAUCAUCCUCUUCCUCUUUUUCCUCGACGUCGACAGAUUCAACAUCUACUGAAUCCUCAACAUUGACCUCUUCGGGAACAUCAACAGUGUCCAGUGAGACAUCUUCAGCCACUACAGCUUCAAGCACCUCAAGCGAUGGAACGACAAGUCUCUCCACGUCUUCCGAUGUAUCAGAUUCGUCUACGACAACAGACCAAUCCUCAUCCUAUGGGACAAGUUCAGCUGUAACGGACUCGACGACUUCGCCCAGUGCUCUUUUCACUUGUGAAGAUAUUGUCGGCUACUGGAGUUCUACUGUAAACGUCUCGAUUUCGACGGAUCUGACCACCGGAACGGUAAUCGUUCCUGACGUUUUUCGUAACCAAACACUUUUUACAGUAUACGACAUCAUGGGAAUGUAAAAACAGCACAAGCGAUUACGCGGCAACAACCGAGGCAGGAGUGUGUUUCGAAGGUUUGCUUUUGUGACAUUAAUUUGGAAAUGAUCGUCUUACAGACGGAUACACUAUGCCUCUUCUGAUGACUAGCAGAUACGGGAACGUGUUCGUUUCAACAGGAGUUUACACAUUCAAAGUUACCUUGACAACUUCGGAUGGACAGACGUUCACUAAUCAGUUCAAUGUGACCAUCUUGGAUGAUACGACCACUGCGGGGACCACGACGACUUCCAGCCAGGACUCGACUUCUGACGCAACGACAACUGGAGACGGUUCUUCGGAUGAUGGAUCUUCGACGUCUUCGGCCUCAUCAACUACUAUUUCAUCCGAUUCCUCCGACUCCUCCGACUCCUCAGAUUCAUCCAGUACAACGAACAGUUCCAAUGGAUCUGAUGGAAGUUCAACAUCCACUUCUUCAUCUGAUUCAUCGGCAGAGGAUUCUUCCACGUCAUCUUCGAGCGAAAACUCUUCGACGACAGUGUCCCAAGACGUUACUGUUUCAUCUGGAUCUGGAUCCGGAUCAGAUUCAUCAGAUUCUGCUUCGACAUCUUCCUCUGGAUCCGACUCGAGAUUUGUUUCAUCAGUCUCAACAGAUUCAAGUGGAUCUGCCGACGGCUCAACGACUUCAGGAACCGCAUUUGACUUCAUUCUGGAAAAUGGAUAUAGUUGGAACGAGACGCUUUAUUCUGAACAAUUAUUGAACAUUACUCCAGCUGCAACUGUAACUAUUGCUGCAACUUUGGUAAGAUUAUUGAAUUGAUGUUCAAUUUCUCAAACCGUUCAGACGAACAUCACAUUUGAAUGCAGGAACGACAGCAGUCAAGCGUAUCUCACGAUCAAACAGUCGACAUGCUUGGACUACGGUAAUUAGGAGCGCACACCGUCUAUAAUCCAAUUUGAACUUUCAGCUCAAACUCUUGUCAAUAUUUCCACAUUCAAGAGAAACGUAGAGUUUAACCCUGCAACGAGCGGACUCGUCGGACUGGGCACAUACGAAUUCAGGAUCAACAUGACGAACCUUCUGACUUAUGAGAUCGCUUCACACGUUUUCACGCUCAACUUGAUUAGCUCAACAUCCAGCGAAGGGACGACUGCCACCACAGCAUCUGGAUCAGGCGAUUCAAGCACGACGGACAAUGGAAGUUCGGGAGCCUCGACGACUGAUUCGUCCGUCGACGCAACCACAAGUGGAUCCUCCGAUACUAGUGGAUCAGACAGUGGCUCGUCGGACUCUUCCAACUCUGGCGACAGCUUGACAUCCACGUCUUCCGUCGACGGUUCAGAUGGUUCUGGUGGGACAACCUCGUCGUCUUCUGAUCAGACAACAACAGCAGUCUAUGACUUCUAUUUGAACGGCUCUUCCUGGAACGAAACAAUCUAUUAUACAGCUGAAACCCUGUCCAUCUCCCCGGUGCCAAACAAAGACUCUUUAUAUGUUUGUUUGUAUUUCACCAACUUUUAGGUAAAAUUGAUUUCAGAUGAAUGUAUCCUACGGCUGCAGGAAUGCUUCAUCCCAAGCAUUUGUUACUAUCAGCGAAAGUAACUGUUUACGAUCGGGUAAAAAGAUUGCAUUUCUGCUAUUAAGUAUGUGAAUUAUGAAUUCAGACGCUCUAUCAGCCACGUAUUCGAGAGCAAUAAACUGGCAGCCAGUUAGUAAUUGGAUUCCGGGACCGGGAACUUACGAGUUUCUUAUCAACGUGACUGACACGAUUACAAGCGAAGUGGCGAGCCAUCUGUUCACUCUCAACGUUUUGUCGGACUCCAGUACAACCGGUAAAUAAAUGUUCAUAUUCAACACACAAAAAGUGAUUCUAGUAUCGUCAUCUGGAGACUCGACUGCAACGACAGCAUCUGAUUCUGGGAGCAGUUCUGGGACUGGAAGUAGUGGAGAUUCCACGGGAGCCACAACGGAUUCUAAUUCAUCUGGAUCUGGAAGUGGAUCAAGCACGUCGUCUGUUGGAUCAGGAGGAUCAUCGACAACUACAAGCGGGACUGGAUCGGGCUCCGGAACGUCUUCAGUGUCUUCAGACGGAUCUUCUGGGUCAGAUUCAUUGUCAUCUGGUACCUCGACUACUACGCAAGGAUCAACAAAAACGACCCGAGUGCACGGGUUCUUUCCACAGUGACCCCGAUCUCGGCGGCCGAUCAAGCAGCCAUCGACGCGCAGAAAGCAGAUGUGCUCAGUCAACUGGCGAGUAUCAUCGACGGAUCGGCCGUCAACUCAUCUCUCAACACGUCGAGCACUCUUCUGAACCAGAUUUCGACUCUGUCGGCCUCCGAUCUUGUCGAAGUUGCGCAAAGUCUUCUGGCGAACACACUGCAGAUCUCUGGAGUCGGAAACAUGUCAAACACAGAAGUGCUGGCAACACUCACAGAUAACAUCGCGACGACGAACUCGGAGUUGGCUGCCGAAAUGACAAAAGUGAUUUCUCAACUGGCAGCGGUAAACAUGACGUCGGCCUCGUCCAUGAACUCGGUUCUCUCCUCUCUCGAUCUCGCAUUGAAAGGCAGCACGGUUUACACUUUGGGAGUGUCCAGUACGGGUUCCACGGACGGCACUUAUUCGGUCAUAUUCGGUUACGUUCUCACCGAUUCAUUCACAUUGGUAUCGCCAAGAUGCACGGUAUCAUUACCGCUCUAGGAUUGUCUAAUUGUUACUUUUAAUUUCAGCUGAGCAUCUAUGGAUCUACGAUUUACCUGACCGGAGACACCAGAGCGUCUUACCUGCAGGAAACUGGAGAUACCGUCACGGUUGGUGAGAUUUUACUGGCUCCCGAUAAUUCCGAUUUCAGGUAAGCUCAAUGCUGACAACUGCGCUUGGAAUUCAAGGAAGUUUCACGAAAAACGGAAGAACUGUGGACGUUGAUCAGGACAAAAUUGGACUGGAAGUGGCUCUCGUUUCCGGAAAUGUGAUGGACACUCUCAUCGUAACUGGAGACGUUCAAUCGGGAGAGUACAGCUACAAUGACAUGUACGUGACUGCGUGGAAUGUCAGUUACGAUAACACGACGGUUGGAUCGACCUCCCAGACGAACAGUUCGGUGUCAUUCUACCUGGAAGCCACGAGUGCACAAUACUCUCUCUUGGUUUACAGAUGAGUUGAAGUCUUCUCAAAUCUCAUGCUUUAUAGAUCGCUUCUGGGACAAUGGUGAAGUUGCAGUCGACUCAGACGGUUUCUUCGCAGGGAUUCGUAGUGACGACGUCUUACGGAGGAGUCACUUACACAAUCACAUGUGGAAAUGGAACAGCAAGUUCAUUGAAAUCGGAACCUCCUCAGCCAUCUUCUCGUACGCUGCAUCCAAUUUCACAGUGACUUCUUCCGAUGGAUCGUCUACCACGACUAUGGCAAAGAUGGUUCAACUGCCGAUUGUGAUUGAGAGUAAGCAUCAGAAACUUCCUUCCGCUGUUCAUUCUCAGUGUUUUCAGAUAUUGACUUGUCCGUCUUCAACAGUUCAACUUCUCCUCUCUCGUUCUCCGCCUACGACACUUAUCCAAUGCGAUUAGUGUUCUCGCCUCAAGACAUCUCCCUUCCCACCGUUUCCGCCACUUCUUUGACACUCUCCAUUUCAACGCUCUCCCCAACUACCACGUACAGUCAAAGUGAUCUGCAAACUUUGAUUUCCAACCAGACGAAAAUCGCCGUUUCUGGAACGGUAAGCUUUUACCUGAAUACCAUCUCUGCACAAUCGAAUUUCAGUUGAUAUUUGCGAAAUCCUCUUCCAUCGACGUCUCCGGCUACUCUUUCUACGCGGACUCUAGUAGCGUUUACCUUCAGAGCUCUGCCACAACUCUCGUGAUCAGCUCUCCGACCUACAACGUCGUCUCGUUAUCUCUUGGCGGCUACGGAAUUCAGAUCACCGCGGGAAGUUACACUUCUGGAUCUCAAUCCCACACAACGUACGUGCUACUUGACAAAACGGACUAUUCUUCGGUAGUUUUAGAACGAUGAUGGAGUUCUCGGACACUCAGAAGAUGCGCGUCGACGGAGGAUUGGUUAUUCGGAAUGGUACAAACGGAUAUGUGAUCCAGAAUGGAGCAGUCACUACGGAAGGAGACGUUUCCGGAACGGAAAUUAGUGAGAAGCUUUAUUUUGAUCACUUUCUGAUCUUCCUUCUACAGAUAUCGAAGCACAAAGUUUGAUGAACCAAGAAUCCCAGCAGCAAAUUGAAACAAUUCUUUCCAACACUCAAACGUACUUGGAGAACAACGGAAUGUCAAUGACAGACUCUGAAAUCAACGACGUGCGUCUUCUAUCGGAAACUUUCACAUUUUCUGUUUUCAGACCGCUGACUCCCUUCUAUCCAUCGCAAGCUCCCUGACUUCUGCACUCAAAACUGCUCUCGACAACCCGCUCUCCUCCGAUCUCGCUUCCAAUCUCGCAUACGCGACCGCCAACUACGACUCUCUCUACAACGUUCUUCCGACGGAUUCAGAUGACAUCGUCUACGUGGAAGAGAUGACGUCCGACGAGUGGGCCGCUUAUGUCACGAAACUGAUGCAGAAGAGCAUUGUGAGCCCGGCGCUAGUUCGUUGAUGACAACAUCUUUUCAGGCAAAAUCACUUGCGAACCAACUGGCUUCUACACUGGACACUCUCGAGGAUACGUUGGCUGCGAGAGCCAUAGCCACCGGAAACCUGCCGUACAACUACACGAACCUUGUGGAUGGAACUGGAAUGAUUAUUGUAAUUGAUGACGCUUCGAACAUUGUGGGAACGACGCAAACUUGUGAUGAAUGGGAGUUCACCCUCCCGUCGCCGGUAUCUUCGCUCAACAACGAAGAGAUCACCGACUCGACACUCAUUCAAGUCGGAUUAGUCUGUUAUGAAACCAAUCCGAGGACGUACGUGGAUAACUACGACAUGCUCAUCACUUCUGGAGCACUGGAAGCACACAUCAAAGAUGAGAAUCAAAAUUUGUUGACGUGAGUUUCUCAUUGUAUUUCUACGGCCUUGUAAUCAAUAUUUUUCAGCAUUAGCAACACAUCUUCUCCGAUCAUAAUUUUGGGCAGAGGAAGUGACAGCGAUGCGGAACUCACUCUCAUGCAACAGAGUGACUUCUCGAGUUACCAGAUCCUGGACCUUCAUGCGUUCCGCACUUCCAACUGGAACAACUCCAUUCAGAUUCAAGUAGUUGCUUCCCAGGACUAUGGCAUCCCCACUGGCGACGACACCUACAUGUUCUCCACAUUCCAAAGCCUGCCAGGACCGUUGAUCUCAGAUCAUGAAUGGCAGUUUGAAUUGAGCACUUUGAACACCUCAAGCACGUACUACGUGAGCGCAGAGGCUCUUAUAAACAACACUGGACUAUUCUACGUCGGAAUCGGAAAACGGAAUGCGAGCACUUCGGACAACAGUUCGGAUAUUGUGAAUUACGGAACGUACGACUCGAAACAGUGGUCGUUUGCGAGGGAAGUUCCGAUGGAUUACCAGAUCACUGCCAUCAGCAAGGGAUGCUAUUUCUACCUGAACUUAUCGGAUGUCUUCAACUCUGACGGGAUGUCUCCGAACGACGGAGCAGGAAUGCAAUUCGUGAACUGCUCUUCCCAUCACUUGACUCUUUUCUCCGUCGGAUCCUUCAACCCUACAAUAGACGCGGACUUCCAGUACUCGUACAGUGUGAACGACAUUAAAAAGAACAUCAAGUGA